This is a messenger RNA of Paramormyrops kingsleyae, 2337 nucleotides long. RefSeq names its product alpha-L-iduronidase (gene idua). Gene Ontology annotation, biological process: carbohydrate metabolic process. Lineage: Eukaryota; Metazoa; Chordata; Actinopteri; Osteoglossiformes; Mormyridae. The record is from RefSeq and is a predicted model, not a curated record. Gene Ontology annotation, molecular function: L-iduronidase activity; protein binding.
AAGAAAAUAUUGUCGUCUCGGGCUUGCUGGUAGCGUCUGCUCCAGUUACAAUUAUGAUGAGCUUUAAUAGUGCGGUGAAGUAGGUAUAAAAGAUCUGAGAAAUAUUACGUUUGAGAAAUAUGCCAUUUUUUUCGCUUCGCAACGGAAUGUGGCUGGUGAUAAACUAAAUUAAAAUGUGCAUUUUAAAACAUGUUGCUUUACGAGUCUUUCUCUUGGCUGCCUGCGGCGAAGUGUACGGUGCCUCUGCUGCUUAUUUUGAGCUCGCGGUGGACGCAGAGACACCCAUAAGAGACCUGAAUCAUUUCUGGAAGAGUACAGGUUUUUGCCCUCCCCUUCCUCACGCCCAGUCUGACCAGUAUGACCUCAGCAGAGACCAGCAGUUAAACAUGGCCUACCUGGGCUCAGUGCCCCACGGUGGUCUGGAGCAGGUUCGUAUACACUGGCUUCUGGAGCUGGUCACAGCACAGGUUGUAAACGGAGAAACCCGUUACAAUUUCACAAAACUGGACCAGCUGAUAGAACUCCUGUGGCAGAAUGGUCUUCGGCCAGGUUUUGAGCUAAUGGGCAGCGUGUCUGGCUACUUCACAGACUUUGAGGACAAGAGGCAGGUGGCAGAGUGGAGGACCCUCGUGUAUCUCCUCGCAAAAAGAUACAUUGAGAAGUACGGCUUGGGAUACGUCUCUCAGUGGAACUUUGAAACAUGGAAUGAGCCCAAUAAUCACGACUUUGACAAUGUAUCCGUGUCGAUUCAGGGGUUUCUGAACUACUAUGAUGCCUGUUCAGAAGGACUUCGAGACGCUAGCGCCACCUUGAGGUUUGGGGGUCCGGGAGACUCUUGUCACUCCUAUCCACGCUCCCCGUACUGUUGGGCCAUGUUGGAACACUGCUACAAUGGGACCAACUUCUUCACAGGCGAGACAGGUGUGCGGCUGGACUUCAUCGCCCUGCACAAGAAGGGUGGUGGUGGCUCUCUACCCAUCAUCCAGCAGGAAAUGGAGACAAUGAAGGAGAUUCAUGACCGCUUCCCGAAGUUCAGGUCCAUACCUGUCUACAACGAUGAGGCAGACCCAUUGGUAGGCUGGUCCAAACCUGAGGACUGGAGAGCUGAUGUGACCUAUGCAGCCAUGGUGGUGAAGGUGAUUUCCCAGCAUCAGGACCUGGUCAUCGGCAAGCCUAACUCCACCAUCAACUAUGUCCUCCUGAGCAACGACAACGCAUUCCUGAGCUACUACCCGUACCAAUUCACUCAGCGCACACUCACCGCCCGCUUUCAGGUCAACAACACCCAGCCGCCCCACGUGCAGCUGCUGAGGAAGUCCGUUCUGACCGUUCUGGGCCUGCUCUCUUUGCUAGGAGAAACGCAGGUGUUUUCACAUGUGGCCUCUGUGGGGAAGAGCGCGGAUGACACCGUGGGGGUCCUGGCCAGCACCCACAAACCACCUUUUCCCGGGACGUCGGACAGCUGGCAGUCAGCUGUGCUGAUCUACAGCAGCAAAGACAACCGCACGUCUUCCCCCAACCAUGUGACGGUCCAGCUCAGUGGAUAUGCAGGCCAUAAGGGUCUGGUGUAUGUCACCUACUACCUGGACAACAACAGCAGCAGUCCCUACAGCCUGUGGAAAGCCUUUGGGAGACCAGCCUUCCCCACGGCUGUGCAGUUCCAGCAGCUACGGAAGUUGGAGGUGGGGCAGUAUGAAGAUGUUCAGUAUAUGUGUCAGCUUAGAAACCCGAAGACCCAGCACAUUCAGAACAACAUCCCCUGGAGGUCCAAAGCUAAUUGUCCCACGGUCCGUCUGUCUCAGGAGCCGCGAGUAGGAGGGCCCCUUCCCUUCCCCCCCGACGGCAGGCUGACCCUGAAGCUGGACCUUCCCGUUCCAGCUGUCCUCCUCAUCCAUGUGUGCGCCAAGCCCGAUUCGCCGCCGGACCAGGUGACUGGUCUGCGGUUCCUACCUGUGACCAAAGGCCAGGUUCUCAUCAUUUGGACGGAUCACUGUGUCAAUUCCAAGUGUAUAAAGACUUAUGAGGUGGAAUUUUCCGGAUCCUGGACAACAUUCCAAAGAAUAAACAUACAGGACACCAUUUUUACCUCUUAUGUAUUUGCCCCUGGGAGCUUAGAUGUCUGUGGUUUCUACAGAGUGCGGGCUGUGGAUUACUGGGGGAGGCCAGGAGAGUAUUCACAAAGCAUCAGAUACUGCGAGGAGCUCUGAUUGGUUAAUGAACCGUGGUCACCAUAGAUACAUUACUUAUUGCACCAAUGAGCACCUUUCAUGUUUGUUUGCAUUAUUGUUCUUAACAUUUCUGUUUAGAAUUGGAUUAAACCCAAGGAUGUUUCUUUGU